AAUACGAAAGUAAAGCACAUGAUGUUAAUUUCCAUGUUUCUAUUUCUAAAGUUCUAUCAUGAUCUAAUUUUCACAGUUUAAUAUAACAAUUAACAUUACGUGACAUCUAUGUAUAUAGGCAUUUUUUUAAUGCGGUUGUACAGCUUUAAUGUAAAGUUUCAAGACCCAAUCGACAUUCAUGAUUGAGUAUUGACACUUGACAGCUUGACAAGAUGAAACUAGAACCACUAGAGACAAGAACUACUUUAAUCUGAUUCGAAUUUUGUUUUAUUAAAUACAAUAACAGGUUUAUGAAGCUUAUAUUUAACCUUCCAAUCCCAGGAUAUGCGUAUAAGCAAUGGAUUUUGGGUAUGAGCGAUCAAAUUCACUUGCUAGUUGAGGUGCUUAUACACAGUCGAGCAAACCAGGCGGUCUCGAUGAAUAAAAACAGGAUAUGAUAACAUGGCCGUGCAAUCUGACUCCGGCGGGAAGGACGAUGUGAAGACACAGUUUGUAACGCGAGAAGGGACGUACCGGUUGAUGACGCUUUCGGAGUAUUCACGGCCUAACCGUGUGGGUUAUACUAGUGGCUCUGGUUCCACACAUGUUCGAGUCUCUUUGGUGACUUUGCCUCCAGGGACUGCUCCCGGCUCUGAUGAACCUACCACAGAAGACAGAAUUUGUUUUAACCACGGAAAAGAGUUGUAUGUGUAUGUAUAUAAAGGCAUUAAAAAGGCAGCAGACCUCACAAAACCAGUGGAUAAAAAGAUGUAUAAGGGCACAAACCCAACCUGUCAUGACUUCAACACGGUGACAAUGACACCAGAUAGUGUUUCAUUAGUCAUAGGCUUUUCUACUGGCCAAUUACAAUUAAUAGAUCCUAUUAAAAAAGAAUUAAGUAAACUUUAUAAUGAAGAGAGACUGAUAGAUAAGAGCCGAGUCACAUGCAUUAAGUGGGUGCCAGGCUCAAGUAACCUUUUCAUAGCAGCGCAUGCAUCGGGCCAACUUUAUGUGUACAAUGAGGAGUUAACCUGUGGGACCACAACACCACAAUAUCAACUUUUCAAGCAUGGUGAUGGCUACUCAAUACAUACUUGUCGGACUAAAAGUACAAGAAACCCACUUUACAGGUGGGUGAUAGGUGCGGAGAGCUGUAUAAACGAGUUCGCGUUCUCUCCGUGCGGCACGAAUCUGGCGGUUGUCUCUCAGGACGGCUUCCUGCGCUGCUUUCACUACGAUACCAUGGAACUAGUCGGGCGCGCUCGAUCCUACUUUGGUGGCUUCCUCUGCGUCUGCUGGUCACCAGACGGGAAAUACGUUGUAGUCGGUGGUGAAGACGACCUCGUUACCGUCUGGUCCUUUAGCGAAAGACGGGUCGUGGCUCGGGGUCAAGGGCAUAGGUCAUGGGUCUCGGUCGUCGCCUUCGACCCAUACAUAGUCAGCUUAGGGGAGCCAGACACCGAAGAUACGCGUGAGGACAAAAGUGAAAGUGCACAGAGUUACAGGCUAGGCAGUGUUUCUCAAGACACACAGUUGUGCUUCUGGGACUUAACCGAAGACGUUCUCAAACCGGCCGUGCGAACGAGAGCAUCUACCCACCUUUCCCCUAAUAGCAACAAUAUAUCCUCGAACGGUAUCCCUGGAACAAAAGUACUGCAAAAAUGUACUAAAAACAACAAAAUCGGGCAUAAACAUGCGGAAUUAGGUGGAAAUAACGCCGCUGGCGAGCCUUCCGGCGCGAAGGCUAAAUCGAAAUCGAAUAACAUUUCCACUUUGAAUAUUAACGUCGGAAAGGCGAAAGAGGAAGCGUCCGGAUCGUUGGGGGUUAAUUUUACGCAACGACUAGCAGCCUUAUCUUUCGGGGAACGUCGGUCAGAUCACAGACGAAACUUCAGUUUGACAAAGAGUACAGAUAAGUCAUCGGCGGCAAAUACGGUAGCGUUAAGGGGGAAGUCAGCGGGGGCGCAAACGAACGAUAGUUGUGACCCCGUUAAGUUAAUUGGGACUCCGUCGUGCCCCCGUUUCGACGAGUGUCCCGUGUUAGAGCCGCUUGUCUGUAAGAAGAUUGCGCAUGAGAGGCUAACGGCCUUAUUGUUUCGGUCGGAGUACUUUAUUACUGCGUGUGCAGACGGGUGCGUGAACACUUGGUCUCGGCCGUUGCGUUCUGCGCCCGGCCCCACCCGCCGGGACCGCGUGGAUCUGACUGACUAGCCCGACCUUAAUGAGUUGUACCGACAGUAUUGCUCCAUUCAUUAUGCCAGUUUUAUAAAUUUACUCUUCAUAAUCUUAAAUAUCCGACAAUUUUGUUUUAUAUUAAGGAACUCUCUUAAUUAUUUGUUAUAAUGAAUAUAUCUCGGAGUGGUAGUGUGCGGUACAACUAAUAGGAGUAGAUAUAUUCGAUGUCUUGCUUCAUUGCUACUUUUUAAUUAGUCAUUUCAGCGGAACACCUUAAUAACUUGUUAAAGACUGUUUUUUUAUAGUAAGGGGCCGUUCAAGUAUUACGUAAGCCGAUUUAAUGCAAUUUGUCACCCCCCCUGUCAGCAAAAGUAAGCAGAGCUCUCAAAAAUAAUAGUACAUAAACCUAUUAAUUAUUUAAAGGAAUCCUCGAUAGUGCGAAAAUUUCAAGCAUAGACAAUGUGUGGGUAAUAUGUAUAAGAAAGUAAAUAAUUAAUCGCCGAAUACGAACCCACUCCCCCUAUAGCUUUCGUAAUACUUGAAUGGCCCUUAUUACAGAAUUAUAAGAAAUGUCAUAAUGUUAACUAAGAAAUAGGAAAGUAGUGUAGGUAGUUUUUUAAAACGAGUCUUUUUUGAGAAAAUAUUUUAUAUGUUAUUUGGAGCAAGAUAUUAAGUGAUAAAAAGCGUGUUAGAAAUUUGAGAUUGUAUAAACUUGUGUAUAGUAACUAUAAGCCACCGGCUCUUGUAAAUAUAGGAUAGCGAUCGCAAUCCAAGAUUGUCGGAGUCGCCACUAUUUUGGCUGUUAAUACUUUAUCGAUAUAUUAAAAGUAUGUUUCAUUACAUAUACUUAAAUGUUUUCAAGGGUCAACAACGUAAUGCGCUACUGGUGAGGGGCCGUUGAAAUAUUACGUAAGCACAUUUACUGUUAUUACCCCCUCAUUUCUCAUUUCAUUUUCAAGCAUGGGCAGUAUGUGUAGUAAGUGUAUGGAAGUAAAUAAUUACUGUUCACGCAAUCACCAAACAAGAAAAUCAAAGACAUCGUUUGGUGCCUACGUCAUACUUGAAUGGCCCCUGACUUGCAUUUUGUGGUUUACCCUUACCACUUGUAUUGAAGAAAGAGAGAAAGAGGUAAACCUAGUUUGGUUGAGGAGAUUAAUUUUCUUGAUUAUUUUAAACUGGAACAUGCUUUUAAAACACCAUAGACUUGGAAGGGGCAUUAUUGUAACGAUCCUUACAUAAUACCUAAUUAGUUAGAAAAAUUAGUUUAUAUAGAAAUGCACCACCAUAUAUAUAACUCUUUGUGUUUAUAGUUAUAAAAUUAAUUUAUUUAAUAAAUUAUAUUGUUGUAUUAUAAUGCGGUUUCGAAUUAAUAAUUUCGUAUUGUGCAAAAGUGUGGCGAGGAAAUAAGUUUUUGUAAUUUGUAAAACAGGAUUGGGCAAAUAAUAUUCCUAUGUCAAUUCACAAUUUAGAAACUUGUCGAAAAAUAUUACGAAUAUCGCUUUUGAUAUUGACGAAAUUGUUUAAAAGUAUGUACUUGAUAUUUCUUACACUUAUUAAGAUUAAGAAAUUAGAAGAAAACAGCUCCGUUUUCACAAAAACUAUUUUUUUCUACAACUGACUGUUUAUACCUGCCAAGUUAUGAAACUACUGCAACUGCUGCUGUUUAAAGAGAAUGUGAUAUAAGUACUAGGCAAUUUAGACUUGUAUCAUGAUAUGUCUUAUUCUAUUAUUGAUAUCUUAAAUUUCGGUAAAUAAGCUAUUAAUUUGUCUUUAUACUACACAAUACUUUAAAGUGAUGGGACAUAUUCAUUCUUUUUUUAAUAGUUUCUGUGCAAACAAAUGUUCUGCAAGUAUUUAACAGCCAUAAUCAUUGUAAUUUUCAGAUUAACUUUUAGACCAUAGACAAUAUUGCAAUCAUUUAAUCCGUUAAUUCUCGAGUAAAGAUACCGCUACCUGCUAAUUCAUAACCGUGUCUAUAAAAAUAAAUUAAUGUAUGGAUUUAAACGCGCGCAGGUUGUUUUAAUAGAGAAAGACCCAAAAAUCCAUUGUCUUGUUGCCAUCUUAUAUGACGGUUCUCGUCUAUAAGUGUAAGAAUCAAUUUUGCACAUUCCUAUUCCCGCCGAUUACGAUGGUGAUGGCAUGUAAGACAUAAAUGUUUCUAUAUAAAAAUCAAUGAUAUAGGAACUGAUUAAGAUUAAUAAACUAGUGCACAUAAUAGCGCCAUUUGUAAUUUUAUAACAUUACAAUUACAUUUUGUUUUAGUAAUAAUGAAUCUUUAUAAUUACUUCUCUGUUAUACACAAAGAAUAUUGUUUAAUUAUUUGCGAUUAAAGCAUUUAUUCAGUUUCUUGAAUUUAUAUCAACUAUAAUGUAUAAUCUAUGCAAACGAGCCUCCGGUCGAAGUUGUAAUUAAUUUUAAAAAAAAGAGUAAAUUUAGAAUGUACUUCUCAUAGUUACAAAGUCGCGUUACUUAAUCAAGAGUACUAAAAAUCCUCAUGAAGAUUCUCAUAAGUCAUAAUUAACACGCUAGUUAUGUCUUACUAAAUUUUCCGCUUUAUGUGUAUUAUUUACUAUUACUUCAGUGCUCUUACAAAUAUUCCUUCGUAUUUUGUUGUAUAAAAGUCAAAAGACCCUUUUUUUUAGUCUAUUAGAAAUCUAGUCCAAAAUUGAAUUAAUGCUUUAAGAACAAAAACUUAACAAGUUAAUUGUUUUAUUAUGUUGUAUAUAGUCAAUCAGUAAAUAAGUAAUAUUAUUUACUUUAGCCGCAUUUAUAUAUUAGUGUAUUUUGAGUCAUGAGCAAAGGUUGUAGGGAAAAUAUUUCUGUGUUUAUAAGGUAAUUUCUCUACAGCUGAAGGAUCUCUGAUGAAUGUUGGUUAUGACAUUACGCAUCAACAUUAAAUUAAUGGAAAUUUAUAAACUAGCAUUGUAUCUUCCACUAAGUUUAUGGCUAAGAGGCAUACGUUAACAAAAAUAAUAGUACCGUGUAACUAAACCUACAUGCCCGUUUGCCCCCUGUUCUAUAAAAAAAAAACAACAUAUUUUAUUCCUUAAGUUUUUGUCAAGGAAGAUGACAAUACUAUUUAAUGUAUAUAAAUUUGUUUCAUGCUUGUUGUGAUAACAAUAUUCACAAGAUCCAAAUAUGAAGAGUCGAUUGUUUUUUAAAACAAAUGAUUGUUAUUUGUAUGAGGCGUUGAAGGAGUUUGUUCACGCUUGACUUGUUAAUUUAUUGAAGUUUUUAAACUAGUGAGACACGAAUUUUGAGCCUAUCGAGUUUAUCAUAAAAUAAAUAGACGAUUCUCUUUA
Messenger RNA from Pieris rapae (cabbage white), 5456 nucleotides. Its product is annotated as WD repeat-containing protein 20. The transcript has 4 exons. The record is from RefSeq and is a predicted model, not a curated record. Gene Ontology annotation, molecular function: protein binding. Bases 442 to 2190 code for a protein of 582 amino acids. Lineage: Eukaryota; Metazoa; Arthropoda; Insecta; Lepidoptera; Pieridae.